Molecule: messenger RNA, 921 nt
Organism: Gastrolobium bilobum
Lineage: Eukaryota; Viridiplantae; Streptophyta; Magnoliopsida; Fabales; Fabaceae
Product: syntaxin-132-like
Exons: 13
Coding region: 1-921 (306 amino acids)
Biological process (GO): exocytosis; intracellular protein transport; vesicle fusion
Cellular component (GO): endomembrane system; SNARE complex; plasma membrane
Molecular function (GO): SNARE binding; SNAP receptor activity
Source: RefSeq, a predicted model, not a curated record
AUGAACGAUCUUCUAACGGAAUCGUUUGAGAUCCCACGUGGCCAAGGUCACGUAGGUGAUGUCGAGUUGGGACAAUAUGCAAUGAAUUCAGGAGAACUGGGCUUGGAUAUUUUCUUCAAAAAGGUUCAGGAGCUUGAUAAACAUUAUGCUAAGCUGGAUAACCUUUUGAGAAAGCUCCAGGAUGCCCAUGGAGAGUCCAAAUCUGUGACCAAGGCUCCUGCCAUGAAGGCUAUAAAGCAGAGAAUGGAGAAAGAUGUUGAUGAAGUUAAGAAAACUGCGCAUUACAUAAAGACCAAAAUUGAAGAACUGGAUAAAGAGAAUUUGGCAAAUAGGCAGAAGCCUGGGUGUGGAAAAGGAUCAGGUGUUGACCGGUCAAGAACAGCAACAACCAUUUCCUUAAAAAAGAAACUGAAGGACAAGAUGGCUGAAUUUCAGACCCUGAGAGAAGCCAUCCAUCAAGAAUAUCGCGAGGUUGUUGAGAGACGUGUCUUUACAGUAACGGGCACAAGAGUUGAUGAGGAGACAAUUGACAGAUUAAUUGAGACUGGAGAUAGUGAACAAAUUUUCCAGAAGGCAAUUCAGCAACAAGGACGAGGCCAGAUAAUGGACACCUUGGCAGAAAUUCAAGAGCGACAUGAGGCAGUUAGAGAUGUUGAGAGGAAGCUUCUUGAUUUACAACAGAUAUUUAUGGAUAUUGCAGUGUUAGUCGAUGCACAGGGAGACAUGCUUGACAACAUAGAAUCACAGGUUUCAAGUGCAGUUGAUCAUGUGCAGCAAGGCAAUAAUGCACUCCAGAAUGCCAAGAAACUACAAAGGAACUCUAGAAAAUGGAUGUGCAUUGCAAUAAUUAUACUUCUCAUCGUUGUUAUUAUCGUCGUUGUUGGUGUGAUCAAACCAUGGGUUAACAAAAAUGGUGCUUAG